GUUCGGAACCCGACGGGAUGCCGAUUGUGACGUCCCGCGGGUCCGGCCGCUCUGAGCCUGUGUUGCGCCCGCAGGGGGAGCGAGCCGCCUGCCCCUACGAUGCUGGUCACCAGAUGCCCCGCGCCGCCCUGGCAAAGCACGUGGCGUCCUGCCGGCUGAGGAGGCUGGAGUACUCCAGAGAGGAGCAGACUGAAAUGUAUGACUCUGCAUUUUACUAUGAGAAAGCAAAGAUACCCACCGUUACUAUGGAUAAGGAGCUACAAUUUAACAUUAUUAAACAAGCUAAAGCUUUAAGUACAAAAGAAGGUGGAAGCUACAGUGAAGUUGUAGGUGCCUAUUCAUCACUGCCUGUUGAAGUUCCCCAAAAUCACAAACGUUUCAUCUGUGACCUGACUCAAGCUGAUCGUCUUGCAAUCUAUGAUUAUGUCCUUGAAGAGACAAAGAAACAAAGGUCCAGAUCGCAGACCACUGAAAAUGACAGUGAUCUCUUUGUAGAUUUGGCAGCUAAAGUCACGCAAGAUGAUGGUCAAAAAGGUCCAAAGUCCCAUCUUGAAAUCCUGGCAGAAAUGCGGGACUAUAAAAGACGACGGCAGUCAUACAGAGCUAAGAAUGUUCAUAUAACAAAGAAAUCUUACACUGAGGUCAUCCGGGAUGUGAUUGGUGUGCACAUGGAAGAACUCAGCAGCCACUGGCAAGAGGAAGGCAGAACAGAUACUGCAGAGAUGUGUGAAGGAGGAAAAUCUUCCACUUCAGGAAAAUCUUCAGGAAGAAACGAGAGACGGUCAGCAUCCGUAGACUCUCGACAGUCUUGUGGAAGCUCUAAAGAUGUUGAUCGAGCUAGACAUAGGAGAAAUCCCAGCAGAAGUCCAGACAAACACAAAAGAAGACGAGAGAGAGGCAAAGACAGGGAUUCCAAGAGAAAGAGAGAGAGGGAUGAAGAGAAGUAUCACAGCCAUGCAAGAAGAAAAUAGAGGGACUCUAAAGAAGAUGUGUGUGUCAUCUGUUAAAGAAAUAGACAUAACCUGGAUCAUUGAGAACUGGGAAUAUCAGCAGUAUGCUGAUGACAAUACAUUGUGAAUUGAAGGUUGUAGCCACAAUUGGCAGGCUGCCAAUGCCAUCCUUCCUUCUUCCUGACAACCUUAUCAUGGUCUCGUGUCUCAGAUGGAUUUUUCUCUUUGUGUCAGGUGACAUGUAAUUUUUUGUAUUGCCUUUGACUGAUAAAUAUAAUUUUUACAUUAUCAUUUUUCAUUCAGCCCAUCUUGAUACAAUGAUUGAAGCAAGCAAUGAGGAUUCAGAUUUGUGCAAGUUCAUAGUGACUUUGGGAGGAUGCUGUGUAGCAGGGGUUCUUAAGCUUUUCUUUCUGAGCUCCCCCCCUCCCUUGCUAUACCAGGCCCACCUCUGCCACAGCUGUUUUCUGCGUAUAAAAGCCAGGACCAGCAUUAGUAGCAAGCAGAACAAUUGUCUGGGGCUCGACACGACAGAAGGAAACAUGAAGCUAAGUAGUGUAUGCUUUGACUUCAGUCCCAGAUGGCAGGCUUUGGGGCCCCAGGUUUCAGCCCCAUAUAGUGGAUCUCUGUCUUUUCACUCUGGGCCACAGCAAGUAUAAUAGCAGCCUUGCUUGGCAAACCCUCUGAAAUCUUGCAGCUCGCUGGGAUGCCUGGAACCCUGGAUAAGAACCAUUGCUUUAAAGUCUUACACCUCAAACACCCUAAAUAGCUGAGACAUCUUCAACCAGUACCUUAGAGUCUGACUGUAAAAUGGAGGUUAUGAUGCCUUGUCCCCUUUAUAAAGCAUUUUGAGGCAUUCAUGUUAACAGCACUCUAUGGGCACCAAGUCUUUUUUUUUGUUUGUUUGUUUGUUUAUUGGGAGCAUUUCCAUCAAAAGAGCUCUCUUGUUUCUUGGGAGUAAAAUCGGUAUCAUCUGCUUAUUUUUCUCUGUCACAUUCCCCUGUGCCAUCAAUAAAUAAAUAAAUAAAUAAAUAAAUAAAUACCUUGUUUGUUUGCACUUA
Messenger RNA from Pelodiscus sinensis (Chinese soft-shelled turtle), 2008 nucleotides. The record is from RefSeq and is a predicted model, not a curated record. Lineage: Eukaryota; Metazoa; Chordata; Testudines; Trionychidae.